Messenger RNA from Pyrenophora tritici-repentis Pt-1C-BFP, 1305 nucleotides. RefSeq lists its product as uncharacterized. The record is from RefSeq and is a predicted model, not a curated record. NCBI's taxonomy places the organism in Eukaryota, Fungi, Ascomycota, Dothideomycetes, Pleosporales, Pleosporaceae.
AUGAAGCUCACUCCCAUCUUCGUACGCGGCAAGAAACGGAAACACCUACACCCAGUACUACAGCUUGCUGCCGCGAGGACCAAAACGUCACCACGACCGGUAGAAAUUUCUUCAAGUUCAACACCUGAGCCAAAGCGACAGCGGAAAGCAAAGUCAAAAUCCAAAAGCAAACGCACAAAACCCGUCAUGUCAGCAAUACCAGCAUUAGGCAGCCUUCCUCAGGAGUUGCUUGAAAUCAUCUUCUUGUACAGCAUGAACAUGGCGCUGCCGCGAUGCUCCCAUGCUUUAGGCAGGAAGUUGUCCGCCCGAACAGUAACAAUGGACUUUACCAUGCAGGCCUUCUUUCACACCGUGGAUCACCGGACAAACUACCGCGAUCGCCUAGUCACCAGCGACGCCUCUCUCCAAUCUGACAUCCUAUCCUGUCGUUUCUUCACCUACGAUUUCUUCUUGGCAUAUGUGCAGCGCGCGCACGAUGCAAUGAUCAAGUUGCGCGGAAAAGCGUGGGAAGCUACUGGAGUCUCUAUCCCAGGCGUGUCACAUUUCGACGGACUAUGGCCGUUCAAGUUUACCAAAAUCCCGUACCUGGCUUUCGCACCAGGCUUCUAUAUCCCGGAGAAACUGCUACACGGACCGUGGACAAAAGAUAAAGCAUCGCUACUAUAUGUCUUGGUGAGCUUCAACGGGGAGAUUGACUGGGAGGGUAGCAUGGCGGGCGAGGUGGCGAAGACGGGUAUGCAACAAGCGAUUGUGGAGGAGAAUGAGCAUGCGGUUGCAGCCUUGGCAGUAUUGUUGGGCAUCACAAAGGCCAUCACCACCGAAACUCUACGUCAUGCUGUCAUUCACUGCGGCUGCAAUAUUAACAUUCUUCGACACCUCCUAUUCAAUGCGCAAAUUCUUGCUGGAGAGGCAACUAGCACGCUAGACUUCUACGACCCUGCGCUGUGGGCAUGGGCCGACCUCAACGGCCACAAGGGAGAGACGCUCAAAGACAUGUUGAAGCGCGCAGAGGCCUUCGAUCUGGAGUUCUACUUCGACGACAAUGCUGACUGGUCCAAGAUUGUUUCUUUCCCAUACGGUGGAAGCAAGUUCGAUGCAAGAACAGCUUUCAGUGAUGUCGUCAGGGAGCUCUUGAUGAAUCUUUACCGAAACUAUGGUAGAAAGAUCACACGUAGAAGGGUAGCAACGAACGGACAGAGGGUUGCAGGAGAUGAUGCGGAUGAUGAUUGAUCAGGAUUCUCUUUUCUACAUAGUUUGCCCGUGGAGUAUAGAAUCUGCGCUUAGUUAAUGUACAAUUUUCUGCCG